UGAAUAUUUUAGAUUUAAAACAACAUGAGCUUAGAAGGGAAACGAUUUUUAGAAGAAUGUUUUGCUGGAAAUUUAUCUAAAGUGAAGGAACAUGUUGAAAAUGGAAUUGACUUGAACAUUGUGUGUUUGGAAGGAAAUGAAAUAAACAACCAACUAAAGGGAGCAAGUGGUUUGUGUAUUGCAGCAUAUGAGGGACAUCUGCAUGUUAUUGAUUAUCUGCUAAGUAAAGAUGCGGAUAUACACCACAGAUGUCAGAAAGGUGAAAGCCCGCUGUUCCUCGCUGCAAGAAAUGGUCACGCUUCAGUGGUGACAAGGUUGUUAGAUGCCGGUGCAUCGCUGGUGUAUACGGGGAACUCAGGGAAAAAGAUAGUUUUGGAAAACUGGGAAGUUUUUACUCAAGUGUUGCGCAAUGUUUAUCCCAAGAACAUUAAUGACCCAGAAAACUGUCAAUAUAAAUUGGUUGCGCAGCACUUGGUGGAACAUAAUGCAAUGAGUGAGAGACCAAGUAUUCUGUAUGAGACUAUGUUUUGUGCAUUAACCGUCUUUGCGAACCCGAUAGCUGUCUACAGUGUUGGUGUCUACGCCACCUUGUGCCCGGAACUCGCCUCGGCAGUUUUUACCGAAGAAAACUUUGUCAGCGCUCUCUGUCGAGCUUUUGACGUUUCACGAGCGCUUGACUUUGUGAAUACUGUCCACCAGGUGGUGUUGAUAAGCAAGCAACGACAGAAAGAGCUUUGCAUCUCACUCGUUAAACUUUUCAACUGGGGUGAUUUGCUUCGUCGCCUCGCUGAAGAUCUGCCGCGUCAUAAUGACAACACGACUCAUCAAUCCAUUGCAUUGUCCGACAGAUUGUUUAAAAUUCUCGAACUGUUUUCUUCGAAUGUUUACAUUCGGGUGGAGGUUUUGGACCAAUUCCGUGUGCUGAGUCAUGAUGACAUGGCAAGAAUUGGACGACUUAUUAAAUUUCUGAUUGAUUACAGCCCACCAAUUGGUACAAAUGACGUACUUCAUGAAAAAACUCAUAUUUGGCAAUUUCUUUUCUUUCUUCUGAAGACUUACUUUCGAUUAAAACUUGACAACCACAUUUCAAGGUUGUUAUUGAAGAACAGCGGGUCUUCUGAGUUCGAAAAGAGAGUUUUACUCAGAACCUUAGAAGAGGACGCCUCCCUCGCCCACCAGUUGCUUGACUUUGGUGUCGCUGUUAAUGGGGAUUGUAUGGUGAAGUCUAUACAGUGUGGACAUUACGACCUCGUGGAUAGGUUUAAGAACGACCGUGAGCUUUUAUUCUGCAAGGAAAUGGACUCGUUGUUGAAGGUUCAUCCAAGCGUGAAGAACUCAUCAAACCGGAACAUGAGGCGUUGCUUGAAGAUCGUUAAAAGUCAGCGAGGAAUACUUGAAGAUGAACGGCGAAGAUUUGAAGCCGAACUACUGGAUGAAACUACUGUGGCGCGAAGCUGUAAAAAGAAAAAACAAAAGUCGAAAACGAAACGAAAUAUUUCAUCAAGUUUGAGUGAAACUACCCACCCCCCUGAAGUAGAGGGCGGGGUAGAAGUUCCACGGACGGUUAGUUCCGAUAACGAUGUUCCAACUGCCGGGGUGAAGACGGAAAAACGGAAAAGGAAAAAUAAAAAGAAGAAUUCUGUUAAGAAAACAAACAAUGAGGAAAACAAUGGGGAUUGUUUGAAGGAAACAUCUGAACCCUCAGUGACCAAAGAAGAGAAGAAAGAAGAAGCGAUCCAAAACAACAUCUCUACAUCAUCAGGAUGGAGGGUUCUUGUCCUCCAAGAGUCGAGGAGGAGACGACAAAGUUCAUCUUCAUCUGACUGCAGCAUCGGACCCAGGAAGUCCGUUCACUUCUCGCAUCCUUUAACUUACUACGAGAGCUCGAAACCAAAGGAGCCGAUCUCGUGGUCGAAGAUGAAACCAAAGUACGAACCAUUGUUUAGUAAUUUAAAAAAAGUGAAAACGAACCCUGGUAUUGACCUUAUUCGGACGAAUAACUUUUAUUUCGACGACUUUGGAUCGGACGUACGUUGGAAACCGGAGUCGAACCGUUGGUCGCCGAGGUUUGAGGAUUUAUCUGAAACUGAUCGAUCGAAGCUACGUUGUCUAUCGUGGGGGGAAGGAGAAGUUUAUUUCUGUGAUAAAGAAAAACAUUUAAACAUCGGGACAGGACCCGACUUCAGCAACAUUUACCUUGGAUUGGAAGCUUGUGGAACCGAAAUGUCAAUCAAGAAAAUUAAUUUCAAGCGAGCGACAAUUUUGUCACAAAAGGAAAUUGUGACGUCAUUGUUGUCGUUGCCCGAUCAUAGAAAUCUUAACAAAUAUUAUUCGAUAUUGAAGGAGAAGCCGCAUUACUACGUGAUACAACAAGUUGGCGAAUACUCAUUGGAACAAAUAUAUAAGAACAAACUAUCAAUGUUGACCACCAGUGUUGAUGAUGCUUGCUUACAAGUUGCUAGUGGUUUGCAACAUCUGCAUACACACGGUGUGAUACAUAUGGCUGUUAAGCCACAAAAUAUCAUGGUCGGGGUUGACGGGGUUUUACGACUCAGCGAUUACGGUCUCCACAAGAGGGAGUACCAGAGUGAGGGGAAGCCGAGUGUGAUGACAUCAUCGAUGUGCUGGGUUGCGCAAGAGAGCUUACAAUCAUCGAGUAAUAUUUCCACAGCUUCAGAUAUUGCAUCACUUGGAAUGCUAAUGUUUUACAUAAUAACUGGGGGUUGUCAUCCAUUCGGUGAUCCAUGUAAUGUGUCAAGUGUAUGUAGCAACAUCAUGCGCGGCACGUACAACUUGAAAUGCCUCAAUGAUUCUUCCUCCCACCACCUUAUAAGGGGAAUGUUGCAGAAGGAUCCGGAACACAGGAUCAACAUCAAUGAGGUUGUGUCUCACCCCUAUUUCUGGGAUGAUGAAAAACGUUCGAAAUAUUUCGUUGCGUUGGUUGGAGCUGCUGUGUGCGAUGGUGGGUUAGUGGAGGGGUUGGGCAAGUUUGAAAGGGAGAUAAUGAACAUGUACAACAAACAAGAAAUGUUGAAUGUUGAAAUUUCCUCGAUUCAAGAAUUAUUCAACUUAAUUCAUGAUUGCCUUCGUUAUCAACAAGUUUUCUCCCACAUUACAUGCAAUGAAGCUUCUACCUCUCCUCAAGUCUACUUUAUGCAAGUGUUUCCUGGUAUUUUGUUGAAAACUUACAACUUAUUUGAUCUGGCAACACUGGAAAAGUACCAACCUACGAUGGAACCAUUGUCAAAGAUUGGGGUGGAAGUGUUGGAAGACAUAAAGCAUGGAGAAGAUGAGAUAUUAGAAGUUGAAAUCCAAACACAUGAUGUCAUUAGUGAGCCAUUCAACGGACAUUCCACCUUGUUCACUUUACUCCCUGAGAUAUCGGAGUCAAAAGUAACAAGGAAGAAUCCAACAUUAUGUUUGAGGAGUGAGGAGCAAAAAGAGGAGGAGUGGGAAAAAAAAGAGAAAGAACAGGAGGAGGAAAUUGUUUCUCCAUCUUCAAGUGAAGCAAUAUUAAUCACAGAGGAUAAAGAUUGGGUGAAUUGUCAUAAUGUUACUUCCCCCACCCCUGCUUACAAUGGAUGGAGUGUUAACGAGGGGUCAAAAGGUCACGAAGAAGUCAAACCCGAUGAUUGGAUCGACAUCGGGUCGCCGUUGAUUAACGACGACAGCCCUCUGAGUACCUCUAGUGGUGGUUCUGUGGACGAUUGUUUCGAUUUCGGACGAAACUACCGGGAUAGUAACGAUUCAGGGGAUUCCCCGGUUCAGAGUCACAUGACCAAUGGUAACCAUGGCGAUGAGGUCAUGACAGCGAAGAAGGUCGGGAAUCCCCUAAAGCAUGAAACAUCCCAUAGAGAUGUUAUAACCAAAUCCACAUGGACGGAUAUUGACGAGUUGGAUUAACGACCUGACCCCCAUCACAAUAAUUUACACUAAAUUUUUUUGCAAAUUCAUUUUUUCUAAAACAAUUUUUUAUAUUCGCUGCUCGAAAAUGAAAUUCGUGUAAUUUGCACCUUCUGCUUGAUAUUUGCCAACUAACUUUAACAUUACGCUUUGUAGCACGGUGUGUAGUUCACUAACACUGGUGUUAAAGUGCUUUGAAAGUUUCUCUCAAACAUUGCUUCUACUUAUUACAUCAUCAUUCGUUUACAUUGUGACAUCAUAAUUGGCAUUUGAGAAUACAAUCACUAUAUUAA
This is a messenger RNA of Ciona intestinalis (vase tunicate), 4196 nucleotides long. The record is from RefSeq and is a predicted model, not a curated record. Lineage: Eukaryota; Metazoa; Chordata; Ascidiacea; Phlebobranchia; Cionidae.